UGGUGCUUUGAUAUCUUGUCUCUGUGGCAGUGAUCAGCUGGCAACUGAUAAAGGACACCCUAUUCACUGACACGGCCACGCGGGUGCUGUGGCAGGCAGCAGAGAGGCAAAAUGGCUCUCGCUUUCCUCUUGGCAGCAAUCCUGGGACUUCUUGUUUUCAAGGCUGUUUUGUUUCAGCUGAGAAACCCAAGCUCCCCUCCUUGCAUCGGGGGCUGGAUCCCUUGGUUUGGAGCUGUGUUUCAGUUCGGGAAGGCUCCUUUGGAGUACAUAGAGCAAGCUAGAAGCAAGCACGGGCCUGUGUUCACAAUAUUUGCCCUGGGAAAGCGGUACACUUUUGUGACCGAGGAAGAAGGAACCGAAGCCUUUUUUAAGUCUGAAGACUUAAAUUUUGAACAGGCAGUACAACAAGCUGUCAAGAAUGCAGUUUCUGUCCCUGCAGAAGCAUUUUAUCAGAACCAUGGUAACCUCUACAGCAUGCUGAAGGGAAAAAUGGCUCCUUCUAAUCUACACAUGUUCACAGGCACUUUGUGUAAGGAGCUGCAUGAGCACAUGGCACACCUCGGCACAGAGGGCACAGGAGACCUCAAUGACCUGGUAAGGCAUGUCAUGUAUCCAGCAGUGGUGAACACUCUGUUUGGGAAAGGCAUCUGCCCAACAAGUCAGAGUGAAAUCAAGGAGUUCGAAGAACAUUUUCAGAAGUAUGAUGAGGACUUUGAAUACGCUUCUCAGAUGCCCGAAUGCUUCUUGAGGAACUGGUCUAAAUCAAAAAAAUGGCUUCUAAAAUUAUUUGAGAAAGUAGUGUUGGAUGCUGAAAGGACCAACCCUUCAGAGAGCACAUCCAAGACACUACUGCAACAUCUCCUGGAUAACUUGCAAGGAAGACAUCUAGCUCCCAAUUACAGUCUUCUAAUGCUCUGGGCUUCUCAAGCAAAUGCUAUCCCUCACAGAUGGCCCAUGACCAGAUCUGUCUGCAGACGGCAUCUCCCGCUAGCUCAGCAAGAGGAGAGAGAGGCUCCUGGCAGCGCUAUUGCAUUUUGGACCCUUGUUUUCAUACUCUCUUAUCCUUCCAUUUACAAGAAAAUCAUGGAAGACCUGGCUUCUGUUUUUGGCAAAGCAGGUAAAGAUAAAAUAGAAGUCUCUGAAGAGGACCUUAAGAAGCUCCCUUUUAUGAAGUGGUGCACUUUGGAAGCCAUCAGGCUGAGGUCUCCAGGUGCAAUCACCAAGAAAGUAGUAAACCCAAUAAGAAUUCGGAAUUUCACCAUCCCUGCAGGUGACAUGCUGAUGUUGUCGCCAUACUGGUUGCACAGGAAUCCAAAAUAUUUUCCUGACCCAGAAAUGUUCAAACCUGAUCGUUGGAAAGAGGCAAAUUUAGAGAAGAAUGCUUUCUUGGACAGCUUUGUGGCAUUCGGAGGAGGGAAGCAUCAGUGUCCAGGAAGGUGGUUUGCCAUCAUGGAAAUCCAGCUGUUCGUUGUGCUAUUCCUAUACAGAUAUGAAUUUGUGCUUUUGGAUCCAGUACCAAAGGAGAGCCCUUUACAUUUGGUGGGGACGCAGCAACCCAUGGCACCAUUCCGGGUCCAGUAUAAAUGCCGGGAAUGACAGCUAUUGAGCUGCUUCCCUCUCCUAUGUCUUCAGAUAGGUUCUUUGCCUUAACAGUUCUUAAUUUUGAGUUUAAAUGCUGUACAUACUCUUGUGUCGUGGUGUGCCAUAGCAGUAUAGUUGUAUCUGUGCUCCUCAGCUGGUUGCCUACCUCCUAGUAUUUAAAAAUCAAGCUCUCCUGCUGCAGUCAUAACUUGUGGGCCAAUUAUUCACAGAUGGGCCAAAUCUGUGGAUAUACUAAAUUCACUGACCAGACAUUCAGGACAGAAAGCUGCUGUGUUUGGAAAUCUGCAUGGCCUGCUCUGUCUGCAGUCAGUGCCAACAUUUUGCAAAUAAAAUGCAUUUGUAAUGGAAAAAUUGCAAGCAGAGGAAACACUGGGGUCUUCUUCCACUGGAGCACCUAAAAUUUCUACUGAGCUUUAGUUGCUCCACAGGAUUCAGAAUCAGUCCUUGCAUGAAUAUGAAUAAAAGUUUAAUUAUGAUAUUUGGUUUCUAAUGAAAAGUGAUUGCAAGAAAAGCUAUUGCUAUUCAUUAGACUGGUUGUCUAAUAUCUAGAACAUUUUUGCUUUCACUUUAACAUGACUUACUCAUAGAAAAAAGUGCACAAAUUAAAAAUACUUAAUCCUAGAAAGAAUACCUAGUAAAAGUUGUUCACAGUAACUGUCAAGUAAGUUCAGAUGCCAACACUUUAACUGCUGUCAGAUUUCAUAUAUGAAAAUAGCUGGCAUGUAAUUUUAGUGUUUUAAGUAAAGAUUAUUCAUCAU
This is a messenger RNA of Strigops habroptila (Kakapo), 2360 nucleotides long. RefSeq names its product 24-hydroxycholesterol 7-alpha-hydroxylase. Gene Ontology annotation, molecular function: steroid hydroxylase activity; oxidoreductase activity, acting on paired donors, with incorporation or reduction of molecular oxygen; heme binding. The record is from RefSeq and is a predicted model, not a curated record. The transcript has 14 exons. Gene Ontology annotation, biological process: cholesterol homeostasis; bile acid biosynthetic process. NCBI's taxonomy places the organism in Eukaryota, Metazoa, Chordata, Aves, Psittaciformes, Psittacidae. The coding region runs from base 112 to 1596 and encodes 494 amino acids.